AGGGGCUCGUAAGUAAGCAUUUCACUGUAAUGUCUACACCUGUUGUAUUUGGCGAAUGUGACUAAUACAGUUUGAUUUGCUGUGAUUCUUUCAUCCCCUUCAUCUUCCACAGGAUGCUGCUGCUGCUAUUGAUAACAUGAAGGAGUCAGUUGUUUGGAAGAACCAUCCGGGUCAACAUCGCCAAACCUAUGAGGAUCAAAGAGGGCUCUUCUCGUCCAGUUUGGGCAGAUGAUGAUUGGCUGAAAAAGUUCUCGGGAACGACCGCUGAAGAGGCUGAGGUGACGGAGUCCACUGGAGAAUCAGCCAAAUCAACAACAGCAGAUGCAAGUUGUGUGUGUGUUCCUGUCGGUCUCUAGCGAGCUCCCAGCCAAGAAGGGCAGAACAAACCCCCAGGUUUACAUGGACAUCAAGAUUGGCAAUAAGCCAGCAGGGAGACUGCGCUUCCUGCUCCGAGCAGACAUUGUUCCUAUGACUGCAGAAAACUUCCGCUGCUUGUGCACACAUGAGAAGGGCUUUGGCUUCAAAGGCAGCUGUUUCUACCGUGUCAUCCCACAGUUCAUGUGUCAGGGAGGAGACUUCACCAACCACAAUGGCACUGGGGGUCAGCUCUCCAUGGAUAACUCUGGAGCAAACAGCAACGGCUCUCAGUUCUUCAUCACCUGUGACAAAACGGAUUGGCUGGAUAACAAACAUGUGGUGUUUGGAGAGUUGAUGGAGGGCAUGGAGGUGGCAAAAGCCAUGGAGGCACAAGGAACAAAAGAAGGCAAGCCCAAGCAGAAAGUGAUCAUUUCAGACUGUGGAGAGUAUGUUUAACUUGAAGCACAGAAGAGUGACUGUUGUAGCUGUGUGUGUGACUGUAUUUGUGAAAAAUAUGCAGUGUCAGACUGAAGAAUGGUAAACUGCUCAGUUUUUAUCAUGUACUACACAUGUCCAUGACUCAUCUGCUGUACAUGGAUUCUCCCUGUUCGUCCCACCUUCUCUGUAAAUUUUACAAUAAACACUUUUAUA
Messenger RNA from Salvelinus namaycush (lake trout), 1008 nucleotides. RefSeq names its product peptidyl-prolyl cis-trans isomerase E-like. Bases 322 to 813 code for a protein of 163 amino acids. Gene Ontology annotation, molecular function: peptidyl-prolyl cis-trans isomerase activity. Gene Ontology annotation, cellular component: intracellular membrane-bounded organelle. The transcript has 7 exons. The record is from RefSeq and is a predicted model, not a curated record. Gene Ontology annotation, biological process: protein peptidyl-prolyl isomerization. NCBI's taxonomy places the organism in Eukaryota, Metazoa, Chordata, Actinopteri, Salmoniformes, Salmonidae.